GAAUUUUAAUAGAUGAUGAGAAAGAAAACUAUUGCUGAAAAUUCAGUUUUGCCAACCAGCUAUAUUUUAACUGAAUAUAUACUGUAUUCUGCUUUUAAUGCAGAGCUCAUGAUUACUGAGGAGAAAGUGGCACAGAGACUUUCUGACAGGGAAGAGGAGUUGAAGGCGAGUAUCCAAAAGCUACAGAAAAUUGAAGAAGAAUUGCUUCAGACAAAUGAAAAGGAUGAAAAAUUGAGGAUCAACAUUAAUGAAUUAAGAAAACAGCUGGAGACUUUGAGAGAAGAAAGCAGGCAGCAGCAGCAGAAAACCACAGAAGAAGCUGACAGAUCUAUGUCAGCUACGUAUCUUGUACAUCUUUAUUAUCAGAUCUGCCAGAUUGACUGGGACUAUUCUUGUGAACCACCUCUGAUCAAAGGAACCCAUUAUGGACCAGAUAUUGCUCAAUCUAUCAACCUUGACAGUAGCCAACAUUCUCCUUGCUUUAUCAGUGAUUACCUCUGGAACCUGGUGAAUACAUCUUGGUGAAAAAAGCAGCUUUUGGCACACAGUAGAUAAUAUAGUAGAUAUUCCUAGGAGCAAAAUAUAUUUCAGUGGCUCAUUCUAUGUUAUACUUUUUGGCAGAACAGUAUUCUGAAGAGUAUUAAUGGAAUAACACAGACUGAAGCAAAAUAAACAUUAAUACUAAUCACAAAAA
Molecule: messenger RNA, 694 nt
Organism: Ahaetulla prasina
Lineage: Eukaryota; Metazoa; Chordata; Lepidosauria; Squamata; Colubridae
Gene: SPC24
Product: SPC24 component of NDC80 kinetochore complex
Exons: 4
Coding region: 13-525 (170 amino acids)
Source: RefSeq, a predicted model, not a curated record